AAUUCGACACCAUCUCAGCAUGGCAUUUCUGACGCUCGAAGAUCUCAAGCUUUGCUUCAACCUCUACUGCGUCGUGUACGGCAUUGGCACGCUCGGCAUGCCGGCCAACUACGCCCGUGCCGGCUACUACUGGGCAACGGCCGCGCUCUUGCUCAUGGCGGCCAUCAACCUCUACACGACGGUGUGCGUCUCCAAGGUGAUGCUCGCAGCGCCCAAGUACGUGCGUACGUACGGCGAUAUUGGCGAGUGGCUCUACGGCAAGCCGGGUCGCUACAUCACGACGCUCUCGCAGCUCCUCGUGUGCUGCAUGGUGCCGAUUGCCUUCCUCGUCCUCGGCGGCUCGCUCCUUGACGUGCUCUUCCCCGAGACGUUCUCUGCCCAAGUCUGGAUCAUCCUCAUGGCCAUCACGCUUUUGCCCAUCUGCAUGAUGCCGUCGCUCAAGGAAAGCGCCGGUACGGCCGCUGCAGGUGCGCUUGGCACGCUCCUCGCCGACUUUGUCGCGCUCUACGUCCUCCUCAACAGCAUGGACAACAUCCCCGCGGGUCUCUCGCCGCCGUCGCCCGCGCUCUCGUUUGACGGGAUCACGUCGGUCUUUGGCAACCUCUCGCUCGGCUACUCGGCCGGUGUCGUCAUCCCGGCGCUCCAGCGCGAACACACGCAGCCGGAGCGCAUGCCGCGUGUCAUCUUGGUGACGCUCGGCUUUUGCUCGGUGCUCUUUUUGAUCAUUUCAUUUGCGGGUGUCCACAACGUCGGCUGCCAGAUUCCGGGCAACCUCCUCUUUGCCAUCACGGGUACCAAGCUCGGCUUCACGGCGCCCCGCGGCGGCAUCGUCCUCGCCUUCCUCUUCAUGCAGCUCCACUGCACGAUCGCGUUUGCAGUCAUCCUCUUCCCGACGUUCUACAUCUUCGAGCGCAUCAUCUUCGGCUUCCAUAAGGAGCAGUUCACGCUCGAGGCGCGCCAGUCGGGCUUUGAGGAUAUCGAAACCCCCGUCAUGAAGGACGACGCUGCGCUCGAAACCGGCAAGCCCGACGAAGCAAGCGCGGCCCCCAUGUAUGCGACGCGCCGCGACUACCUCAAGGCGUGCAUCAUGCGUCUCUGCCAAGUGUCGAUCUGCACGGUCAUCGCGAUCAUCUGGAAGGACCACUUUAACGACUUGCUCAACUUUGUCGGCGCCUCGUCGACCGCGCUCGGCUGCAUGAUCCUCCCGGUCGUCUUCAACAUGAAGGCGUUCCACAAGACGAUGGGCAUGUUCGAGAAGGUUGCGAGCGUCUUCAUCCUCAUUGUCAUCUCGUUCCUUGCCGUCUACGUCUCGAUCCAGACGGGCAAGGCACUCUUUACGCCGACGGCGGCCGACCCGACGAUCCUCUUCCCGUACUGCCCGGCCGAGUACCAAAAGAUGGUCUACACCAACACGACGUACUACAGCACCAAGCAGUAGACGCUUUGUGUCUCCAG
Saprolegnia parasitica CBS 223.65 is the source of this 1455-nucleotide messenger RNA. RefSeq lists its product as hypothetical. The record is from RefSeq and is a predicted model, not a curated record. Gene Ontology annotation, cellular component: vacuolar membrane. Bases 20 to 1438 code for a protein of 472 amino acids. Lineage: Eukaryota; Oomycota; Saprolegniomycetes; Saprolegniales; Saprolegniaceae. Gene Ontology annotation, molecular function: amino acid transmembrane transporter activity. Gene Ontology annotation, biological process: amino acid transmembrane transport. The transcript has a single exon.